Messenger RNA from Protopterus annectens (West African lungfish), 922 nucleotides. RefSeq lists its product as uncharacterized. Bases 20 to 721 code for a protein of 233 amino acids. NCBI's taxonomy places the organism in Eukaryota, Metazoa, Chordata, Ceratodontiformes, Protopteridae. The record is from RefSeq and is a predicted model, not a curated record. The transcript has 2 exons.
CCUCCAGGCUGUCAUAUAUAUGGAUGUGUACAUGCAUGCAAUAUUGGGAACACUGAACACAUGUAUUUAUUUUGCAUUUGAAAAUUCUCAUGCAUUUCCUUUGGCUCUUCUCUCCCACAUUGUAACAGUACUCAUGGCAGGGCACAGUCAAAAUAGUGCAAGACAGGGAUAUCAAUUUGAACCAAGGUAUCGACCUGGCGAGCCAAGGAAGCAGCGCCGUUUGUGCAACAGUGGUCAGCAUCAACCGCCUUCGCCGAACCCUGAUUACAGCAGUCUGUCAAGUAUGACAUGGUGCCUAUGUGGGAAAUGCACGAUGAUGACCACGUCACUCGAAUGCCUAUGUUGUGUGUCUUCUCCGCGAGCAAUUGAGAAAUGGGCAGAAGUAACUUCAAAUUCAGGGAACAAUGCAUGCAUAACUGUGCACCCACAGUUUGAAUCGGCAUGCCUUUAUACCCACAAUUUAAAAACUAUAUUCAGGCUUCUGUGUCGGCGUAGAGGGUGUUAUCAACUACCGCAGUGGACAAACAAGUUGUACCGGGUUGUGGCGUACCGUGCAUAUGUGUUGUGGGUGCAUAACAAUCGAAGGCUGGGAUUUGGGAAUCGAAUGGUGCUUCCCGCUUGUGUAGUGUCACGAAUUCGAGAACAGUUUCCAUGUGCAGAUGAUGAUUCGUACACAGGAUUUAGAGCUUUUGAGGGACUUUGGAUUUAUUCUGAACACUGACAUAUGUAUUGUUAGCUGUGCAUUUCCUGUUCACAGUUGAAAAAUGGUUUUACUUACGCUACCUUAUUAUGAAGUUUGUACACUAAUAAAGUUAGUAUCAUUGACUUGGAUACUUAAUGUGUCAUGUGUACAUUUGUACAUCUGUCUACCAUUGCCUUAAAUUGAUGCUGCUCUGAGAGCAGAGUACGUACUUACAGCCGU